Cololabis saira (Pacific saury) is the source of this 1572-nucleotide messenger RNA. Its product is annotated as prostaglandin reductase 3-like. Bases 189 to 1460 code for a protein of 423 amino acids. The transcript has 2 exons. Gene Ontology annotation, molecular function: zinc ion binding; oxidoreductase activity. Gene Ontology annotation, cellular component: mitochondrion. The record is from RefSeq and is a predicted model, not a curated record. NCBI's taxonomy places the organism in Eukaryota, Metazoa, Chordata, Actinopteri, Beloniformes, Belonidae.
GGACUCCGAGGACGAGUCCUGUUUCUGCUGCUGCUGCUGCUGCAGCCGAGUUCUGGGCCGAAACCUGCUUAUUUACUGGUCUGGGAGGACGGAGGGGGACGAGGGCUCGGUUAAACUUAUUGAGACGCCCCAGAAACAAGGAGUAACGGUAGUUUAGGAUUAGAAUUAGCGUCGGAGCGACGUGCGCCAUGUUCCGCCUGCUGGCUGCGCGCACCGGCGGCAGUGGAGGAAAGUGCGUCGGGAGCGCGCAUCCCCCGGCGACCGCCGCGACCGGCGGCCGCCGGGGGAUGCGCGCCCCCGACGCACCUUGGGGACCGGGUCCCGCCGCCGCCGUGUUCACGCCGCGCCGCCCCAUCGUGGACAUGUCCUACUCGACGCACUUCAUGGAUUUCAAGGGCUCGUCCAUACCGAGCGGCGCCAGCAAGCUGGUCGUCACCAAGCUGAGCGCCAGCUUCCGAGAGGCCGUUGCCAUGAGAACCGUCGCCGUGCCGACGCCGGGGGACGCAGACCUGCUCGUCAGGAAUCGCUUUGUGGGAAUCAACGCCUCUGAUAUCAAUUAUUCAGCGGGCCGUUACGACCCCACGGUGAAGCCUCCCUUUGACGCCGGCUUCGAAGGCAUCGGCGAGGUGGUGGGCCUCGGCCUCAGCGCCAGCUCCGCCUACACCGUCGGCGACACCGUGGCGUACUUCGGCAGCGGCGCCUUCGCCGAGUACACGGUGGUCCCGGCCAAGGAGAGCGUGCGCGUUCCCUCUGUGAGGCCGGAGUUCCUCACCCUGCUCGUCAGCGGCGCCACGGCGUACAUCGCCCUGAAACGCCUGGGCGACCUGGCCAAAGGGGAGACGGUGCUGGUCACGGCCGCCGCCGGAGGAACGGGGCAGUUCGCCGUGCAGUUCGCCAAACAGGCCGGCUGCCACGUCAUCGGGACUUGUUCCUCCGAUGAGAAAGCGGGCUUCCUUAAAUCCAUCGGUUGUGACAGGCCCAUCAACUACACCAAAGAAGAUCUGGCCAAGACGUUGAGGAAAGAGUACCCGCAAGGCAUAGACGUGGUGUACGAGUCAGUGGGAGGCAGCGUCUUGGAGCUGGCGGUGAGCUGCCUCGCCAAGAAAGGCCGGCUGAUCGUGAUAGGGAUGAUCUCGGGGUACCAGUCGGAGUCGGGGAUCCCCCCUUUCCCCGGAGGAGCGACGCUGCCCGUCAGACUGCUGCUGAAGUCGGCGAGCAUGCGGGGUUUUUUCCUGCCCCACUUCGUCACUGACUACAAGGAGGCUCUGAGCAGCAUGAUGCAAAUGUUUGCCAAGGGGAAGCUGGUCUGUGAAGUGGAUUGUGGGGAAAUGGCGCAGGAGGGGAGAUUUGUGGGUUUGGAGUCAGUUUUCCGGGCUGUGGACUACAUGUAUGCUGGGAAAAACCUGGGCAAAGUUGUGGUGGAAGUGACACCACCAUCUGUCUGUAAUAGUAAGCUGUGAUUUAACACGUUCAAAAUGCACUAGUGAAAUCAAACUUUUAACAGAAGUUAGAAAGUUUAGAAUCAGUAUUUUGCUUGAAAUGAUCAAUAAAAGUGAAGAAUUUAGGAUAUAA